AUGCCCAUCAACUUCAAGUUCUCCAAAGACGGUAUAAUCCGUCGAGCUACCUUUUCUUCAAGCCCGUCCUGGAAAACUCUUGCUGAUAAGAUCCAUUUGUACUUUAAAGUCCCCCGAGACCGCAUUGCAGUGUCCUACCUUGAUGCAGAGGACGGAGACGACCCUGUCACUCUGAGCUCAGACGAGGAGCUUUCCGACUAUUACGAACGUGUUCCGUUGGGCGACACUAUCAAGUUCUCGGUGGUCGACCUCGGAGCUAGACCCUUUUUGACAGAAGGCAAGCCGCUCCCUGCUACUCCCCUCGGCUCUUCCUCCAGGAAUACGUUCAGUAGUUUCGGUGGAGGGCCAUCUCCCUUGAUUAUCGAAGUUGAAGAGGAUGGGUGGGACCAAUUUGGAUUCAGAGAUAUCUUGGGCUCUACGCCCAUCCGUUCCAACGAGAGCGGUCCUCACGCGUUCGUUGAAACUGUUGACACCGAUGUCGAUGCUUCCAGUUUGGGACAUGAAGAUGGGAGUAAUGUGUCUUUCAAAUCGUCGACGCUGGAAGGUAAAAGAGACAAGGGGAAAGCAAGGGAUAUGCAGCCGACCGUUUCUGAUGAUUCUUCAUCUUCCGUCUCUGUGAUUGACGCCGACGCACCCGAUAAACCUGACAUCCAUGUCCCAGUGCAUAGUCUGCGAGGCUUCGACUCCGGCACUUUUGGCCGUUCUUCCACGACAUCCUUGCCGUCAGCACAGCCUCAUCCGCGCCCCGACGAACGUCCCUUGAGUUCCACCUCCACUACUCGACCUACCGAUCAAUCGCAGGAACAUUCAACAGCGUCGUCAGAGCAUCUGAACAGGCAGUCAUCUCUCAAUGAUAACGCAAAGUUUACAGCAGCUCCUGGCGAUAUAUUCGACGACCCACCUCUUCCUGAUAUUCCUACCCCCUCUUCGGCGACCUCGGCCUCGUUGGUUAACGAUAUAGCUAGUCUCCUUGAGUCCAUUUCUGCAGUAUUUACUACCCAUCCAGAGUUAUUCGAAAAUUUGCGAACGAUUCUUCGAAAUACCACCAAUGGCACAUACUGGGCCGGCAGUCGCGAAUCUGUCGCAUCUGCAGUGGCAGAUCUCCGUCGCGCAGCAGAGGAAACUCGCAAUGCUACUACGAUAUCCGUGGAGCCGGCCCGCAUCGCUGAGCGAGAGGCAGGGAGAAGGGUUGCAGAAACUCUCGGCAGCAUGUUUCGUUCGAUCGGAGAAGUGACAGCCCAAUCGCCGCAAGAUGGACAUCGCUUGCAGCCUACUUCUCCUCCCACAGCCGUCGGUGGACCACGCUCUCUUCCCUUCGCCCCUCCGCCGCCAUCCAUGAAGAGAAACUUCAAGGCGUACUUACCACAACGAGACACGACGCCUUAUCAAAUACAUCCUUGGCAUAGGUUUGAUCAUCCCGUUCCUCCGCCUCCGCCUCCUCCACACAUGUACCGAGGGUGGAAUGGUAUACCGUCAGAGCAUAUGGCCUUUCCCCCACCCCCACCCCCACCCCCACCAUUCGUUCCUUCUAUGCCUCUGAAUGCUAGGCCUCCAGCUCAGGCCCAGGCCCCGCAUCGUAUCCCCGUUUGGAAUCAGUUCAGGCCAUAUCCGUAUAUCCCACCAUCUACCGCUCCCAUCAUCCCAGAGCGGCCUACUACUUCUGAAUCGCCUAGGCCUGAACCUCCAGAAGUAUCGUACUACGCGGCAUCUCCCAUGGACCGAGCAAGGGAGCAAGCCAGAAUGGCGGAGUUAAGGACGUCGUUGGAUGCUGCAAAGCAGACCUACAAAAAGGAGAAAGCGAGGUAUCGUAAGGAGCGGGAGGAAAGAAAGAAGCGCAGGGACCACAUGGCUGAUACUUCCUUCGACGUCCCUACAGCUUUCGGUGAAGAAGCCUCUACUACUGAUCCUGGAAGACCCAGGGAACGGUCCAAGUCUGUUCAGGUACAAUCUCCAGUUAUUUCUCCCUCAGCGACGCAGGUUAUCAGCAACGCCCGAGACGGAUUCCCGCAGAUGGAGAUGUUCAGCCUCCCGCAUAGCCCUCGCCGGCAUCACACUGUGGGCGGGUACCAUGACAGCGACAGACGAGUUGACAGUCCUGUUGUCGAAAAUACAGAUAUCUUAAAGAGGCAAAUUAUACGGCGUCUUAGCGAUAUUGAGAUGACGGAGCACGGCUAUCCGGACCUGAAGAAGGUAUUGGAAGCGCGUUUACCGUCUGGGGGAAAGAAAUUAACGCAGCUGGAGGAAGAUGAUCUUGUGAGUGAAAUAGUCGAUGAACUUUUGACGCUGGGGGGAAAUGAGGCCAAUGAGCCGCCGCGGGCUUCUGGGUCUCGAAUUGAUAGGGGUGCAGACUGAUUACCAUGAUCGAAUGGAUCCUCGAGGGUUUCUUCGUGGUCGGUGUACGAAUUUGUUGUGUGUUCCGGUGGGUGUACGAAUACGAUAUUAUCAUGUCGGCCCAUUUGUCUUUUUUAUGCCUUCCUCUAUAUCUUGUCAUCUGUUUCUAGUUUAGUUCAAUGUUUUGUAAGAGGCUAUCUGUAGUACUUAGUGUUAUUGUGAUUACGAAGAAAUGAUAUAUAGUAUGUGACAUUC
Molecule: messenger RNA, 2586 nt
Organism: Heterobasidion irregulare TC 32-1
Lineage: Eukaryota; Fungi; Basidiomycota; Agaricomycetes; Russulales; Bondarzewiaceae
Exons: 3
Coding region: 1-2352 (783 amino acids)
Molecular function (GO): protein binding
Source: RefSeq, a predicted model, not a curated record